This is a messenger RNA of Fusarium coffeatum, 1518 nucleotides long. RefSeq lists its product as uncharacterized. The record is from RefSeq and is a predicted model, not a curated record. Bases 1 to 1518 code for a protein of 505 amino acids. The transcript has 4 exons. NCBI's taxonomy places the organism in Eukaryota, Fungi, Ascomycota, Sordariomycetes, Hypocreales, Nectriaceae.
AUGCCCCCAAGAGCCAGAAACAGAGGAGUUGCUAAAAUCAGCCAGGUUCGAACUGAGCUGGGGUUUGGUAAUAGUCGAAACCCUCCUGCCCAGAAAGCAUGCAAGGCGUUUCUCGACAAAUAUCGGCCCAGUCUUGCUAUGCCUGCCCAUUACUUUACAAACUGGCAGGACGAAGUUCACAAACGGGAAGUCAGUAUAAUGGCGGAGAAGUUUCUGGUAGAAGAGGGCGGGGGGGCAAGGUACUGGCCUGCCGAUGGUGGCUCAUCAGAUCGUCCCCGCUGGGGGGUCAAUCCUGAAACUGAUGAGAUCCUUAAAACGUUGGUCGCCCAGCUCUUAUGCAAUCUAAACAAGAAGACUCAGAAGAGAUUGACCGCUUCCGCUUCCGAAAACACUAGGCGCGAAGCGAGGGCAGGAUCCUAUCGCUCAGAAACCGUGGGUCGGAGUGCAAGAGAGCCAAGUCCUAUCAGUGUGGAGUCUGAUUCAGAUGAAGAGGACAGCCAUUUGUUUGAUCAAGAGGACAAUCCGGAGCCACCACCACGCAUCUCAGAGCCUUCAGAAGAUCCCUUCAGCCCCGGCCCAAAUCAUUUUCAUACAUCUCCAGGUCCAUCAAACCGAACAGUUGAAAUGCCACGACAUGAGUCCGAUAUGGAAGCAAACUCAUUGGACAGAGACAGAAUUCCCGGGGCACCGGCAGCACCAGUCGCUCAGAUGACAGGCAUGGAUGAUUUGAUUGGGCUCACCUCACCCCGUCGGAGGCGGAGGCCUGUGGACCUUCAAGGCUACUUAUCGUUGUCAGAUGAUGAUAUGUACCUUGCAAGGACCCCAACUCCGAGUGAACCUGCCGCUUCAGUCCGUGCGGCCAGCCUGGAGCUUGGUGUCAUGGAUUACAGCAUGUCCACUGGAGCCGUAUCCGAAGAUGUGCCCAACAAUGAACCCAUUGGAGAUCAUUUGGACAAUGCGUCGAAGCAUAUUCUGCCAGAUCCUGGUAUCGGAGCAGAAGAGCAGCCUCUCCCAUCAACAGAGAACGUCACCCCCCAACCAGAGACCUUCGCCAUGCCUACAUCAGAGGCAUUUGCGACACCAGAGCCAGAGGUAGAUGAAGACCGUAGGGCGAUGCCUCCACCUCCUCUACCUCUACCUCCGCGUCAGCCAAUAGCUCAUGUCACCAGAAGAGAACCAAGAUACAGAUGCAAAUGGAACAUUCAAACCGCUCCACGCAAUUACAGGUUAUGGGGUCUCUAUGGAACCUCCGGGCCAAGGUCUAUGGCAGAGCUUCUUGAAACUCCAGCUUUUGAAGGGGUCAACUCAGUGCAGUUCAGACUUGAAGGUCAAGGUAUGAGCUGGCAAGAUGCAGUGCCAAAGGAUGAUGAAGAAGCGUUCGAAGAUAUGAAAGUCCGAUUUGGAGACAGGAUCAAGGACGAUCUGAGAAGACUAUCUGGGACUAGAGAUUCUAUUAUCUAUGAGAUAAUUAUGGUCCCAGGUCGGUAUAUGAACUGCGAUGAAGCGUUUGCACGAUAG